AUGGCGCCGACGCCGUCGUGCCGGCCGUCUAAGGAGCAGAUGACGCCGACGAGGACCCCGCAAGCCAAGCACCGCCUACACUUCUCCGGCAUGAAGAACCCCCACGUCGCCGUGACGCCGAGCCCGCUCGCCACCGGCAGGGAAAAUGGCGCCGUCCCCGCAGAGCAUCCCGUGGAGGUCGUCGGCCGCAUCCGCGAUCAUCCCGACCGGAGCGGUGGGGAGAAGAAGCUAUUCCCUUCCCCGCUGGAGAUCUCGCCGGAGGGAACUCUGGUGCGGGUGCGCACCGAAAUGGGCCACCGCGAUUUCAGCCUUGACGGCGUCUCCGUCGCCGGCGAAGGCGAGGGCCUCGAAGGGUUCUACAAGCGGUUCGUGGAGUCGAGGAUCGCCAGCGUGAAGUCGGGCGGCAAGUGCACUAUCAUGAUGUACGGGCCGACGGGGUCGGGGAAGAGCCACACCAUGUUCGGAUGCAUCAACCAGCCAGGGAUCGUCUACAGAGCCCUGAGGGAUAUCCUGCGGCGGAAGGAGGACUGCGACGACGGCGGAGGGAUCUUCGUCCAGGUCGCCGUCCUGGAAAUAUACAACGAGGAGAUCUACGAUCUUCUCCCUGGGACCAAUGGAGCCGGGCCCAAUGCCGGGCUCCCUAAGGGAAGCACGCCCAAGGUGAGCGCCAUAUUCGAGUUUGGAGGGCUCUUUAGAAGGGCUGAAUUAGGAAAUUUACUUUUUUUCUGAUCUUCCAAUGCGGGCAGGUGAGGUUGGAGGUGAUGGCGAAGAGGGCGAAGAACGCUUCAUUCAUCUGCGGGAAUGAGGCUGAAAAGAUAUCCAGAGAAGUCGCCAAAGUGGAGAAGAGGAGGAUCGUGAGGAGCACGCUCUGCAACGAGAGGAGCUCCAGGAGCCAUUGCCUGGUGGGCUCCUCCCCCUCCGGCCCCACCUCCUGAUCCUAGCUUAAUACCCCUCCCUUCUCUGCUCGCAGAAUCUUCUCGUCGAAUCCUCACCUUAUUUGGGUUCUGACAGAUAAUCUUGGACGUCCCCUCGGUGGGGGGACGGCUGAUGCUCGUCGAUAUGGCGGGCUCCGAGAACAUCGAGCAGGCUGGGCAGUCUGGCUUGGAGGCGAAAUUGCAGGUCACAGUGGUUCCCUAUCCGCUGAACCCUCUUAUGAUUAUCGCGAAUUUUUUUCCUUUUGUACAAGCGUUUUCGAAGAAGAGGAAGAAAAAAAACCCAGUUCGUCAAUUCAUGCUCAACAUGUUUCUGAAUUAUAUAUGCAGACUGGUAAGAUCAACCAAGGAAAUAUAGCUCUGAAAAGGGUUGUCGAGUCGAUUGCAAAUGGGGAUUCUCACGUCCCCUUCAGAGACAGCAAGCUGACCUUGCUCCUACAGGUGGGGAAUCCCUCCCCUGCCUUUCGAUUCCAUGUGCCCUAAGAAAUCUUUCUUUGAAUAUGAUGAUGAUGAUGAUGAUGAUGAUGAUGAUGAUGAUAAGAAGGAUUCUUCGUGUUUUUAUCAUCUUCCUCCUCGUAGGACUCAUUCGAAGAUGACAAGUCAAAGAUUUUGAUGAUCCUCUGUGCGAGUCCCGACCCUCGGGAGAUCCACAAGACGGUCUCGACUCUCGAGUACGGCGCCAAGGCGAAGUGCAUCGUCCGUGCCCCCCACAUGGCGAACCCUUGCAGGGCGAACUCGCAGGAAUCGUCGUCCCUAGCUCUGGGUGCGAGAAUCGUGGCGAUGAACCAGUUCAUCAGCAAACUGCAGACGGAGAACAAGGUCAAGGGGAAGGAACUUGAUCAGGUCAACAGAGAGCUGGUGAGGAAGGAGGGAGAAGUGGCCGACCUGAGGGCUAAGCUGACGGCGAUGGAGCUCCGGGGGAAGGCGCUCAAGGAAGAAGAGAUCAGAUCAAUAGUCGACGAGAGGACUCUGACGCUAAGACUGGAGCUUGAGAAGAUGGAAGCGAAGGUGCAGCGGCAGGAAGAGGAGCUCGGGAUCCUGCGGCAGCAUCUGGGGGAUGAGGAACGCGGGAAGGGUAGCGGCAGGGCUGGCCAGAAUGGUCAAAUGGGAGACGACCCAUCGCUCUAUCUAAUAGGCGGCAGAUUCAUGAACCGCCUGUCUGAACUAUAUUCAGAAGGUGAUGCAGGGAUGGAGAAGUCAAUGGAGCUGGAUACAGGCGAUUAUCAUCAACCGCCCUGCUGUGAUGACGUGAAAGAAAUAAGAGAGGAUCCUCGCCGCAAUCAUCCAAGCCGCUUCGUCGACGCUCCGUGCUGUCUGGGAAUGGAAGAGGACGAUGACAUAGCUGCAGCGAUGUUCACCGAGAAGGUGUUAUUGAGCACCGUCUUUGAAGCGAACGAGGAGGAAGAAGAGUCCGAAGGUGCAGAGCAAGAGGUGGUGGAAAAGGAGGUUGUAGAAGAUGACCCAUUCAGCGGCGGAAAGAGUGUGAGCUCGGAUGGCGCAGGCGACGCCGAUUCUGCCCGAAGAACGAGAAUCCAUAACAUAUUCAGGCUCUGUGGGAGUCACAGGGAUCUCGGUAAACACGCUAAGAUCUUCGCUGUAAGCAAACCUGAGACUGCAGUCGUCACCCCGGAAUUGGAGUCCCAGGCCCUUCCUCCUCCUCAACACGACUCCAGGCUGGCAGAAGGCCCAGUUCCAUCAGUUGAUGACCUAUCUAAAUCCUUGCUGCGGCAGCAAAUGCCCAAGAGAAACACAUCUUCAGAGAAGGAGAACGAUGGACCCGCCGGGGUUGAUGCCCUGCAGGAUGUCUACGUGAAAUGGGAGGCGUCAUCGGGAGACUCUUCUGGGAAUAAUCUGAUCAAGAAACUCAAGGUUUUAGAGGACUCGAAUCUUGCUGAACUAAGGAAGCUGAUCGAAGCCCAACUCGAUGAAAUGGACGCCGGUCAAGAAGAAUUCACGUUUCUCUCGCUCAGGGUGCGCUCCCUCUCGCUCUCUCUCUCUCUCUCUCUCUUGUUUUCAGUGAAAACACUGAAGGUGUUUGAAUUGAGCAUCUACCGAUUAAUUAACGCCUUUUUCUGACAGGAUCCCGCCGGCGCUCCAGUUGCCAAGGAAAGCGAGGCCACUUUCCAAGUAAGCAAGCUCCCCGCCCGCAACAACCUGCUCGGCGGAUAUCUUGCUUGCUUACGCCCCACCAAGACGAUGAUGACCCAGCAGUCGGCCGCCGGGGUCCGCCACCUUCCUUUCAGCCCGUUGGAGAAUAGGAUUCUCGUUGAUGCCGUCACACCGUUGUCGAAGAUAGACGACUGCUUCUUCCAGACAGACAUCUUCUAG
Messenger RNA from Spirodela intermedia, 3260 nucleotides. Lineage: Eukaryota; Viridiplantae; Streptophyta; Magnoliopsida; Alismatales; Araceae. The record is from the annotation of a GenBank genome assembly.